Pediculus humanus corporis (human body louse) is the source of this 1254-nucleotide messenger RNA. RefSeq lists its product as uncharacterized. The coding region runs from base 1 to 1254 and encodes 417 amino acids. The record is from RefSeq and is a predicted model, not a curated record. The transcript has a single exon. Lineage: Eukaryota; Metazoa; Arthropoda; Insecta; Psocodea; Pediculidae.
AUGAAAAACGCGACAAAAAAAAAUACAAAAGAAGAAAUAAAUAAAAAAUUAUUGAAAUUAUAUUCGGAUUCAUUAGAUUCGGAUCGAUACGUAUUGGAUUUUGAUAAAAAAUAUGAUUUUUUUACCAACGAUGAAACUCUCAUAUUAAAAUUUUCAUCUAAUUGGUUUUCGCCGGAAAAAUAUAGUUUUUACCUGACAUCUUCGAAUUCUAUAAAAACCUUGUCGAAAAAUGGUAGCGACCACGAAGAUGAUACGAAAACCAAAUAUGAAUCUUUACCCGUUAUCGAUAAAUCUCUCGCAACAAACAAUUGUUUGUCCAGAGACCUUGAAAUACUCGGAAGGACACCUUAUCAAAUAGGAGUCGAAGGAGAAAAGUUUAGAGUUGUUGCUGCCACUCUACAAAAAUGUAAUUCUCCCUUCGUUCAAAGAACUUUUCAUUUUACUGCCAACGGGAUAGUCGAAGCAUUAAAUAAAAAAUCAUCCGACGCUGGAGAAUCGGGUACCAUCAUACCCAUUUUGAAAAGAUCCGUCAACAGGAGCACGACUCAUCAAAAAGUUUUAAGAAUCAGAAGAUUUCGGGUAAUUAAAAAAGAAGAUUUAAUUUUAGACAAAUGCACAUUGCCUAAAAAAAUCAAAAUUGCCAAUGGUGAAAAAACUACAAGAUUUCUAACCGUGAGAAUCCGUUCGAAAAAUUUAAAUUCAGAAAAUGGUUUCCCGUUGGUUCAAUCUGAGGGUUCGACAUCUCUCGGACGAGAAGAAACAGUCGAAACGGUAUCGAGCACCACGACCACGACAACGAUCACGACAGAAAAUAUUAACGAAUCCGAACAAAGAGAAAAUGAUAAAAAAACCGUUACGGAUUCAGAUUUGAAAAACGAUGAUGCGGAUGCUGCAACAACGGAAGAAAAUUGUAAAGAAAAAACAGAGGAUGCGAUCCCGAUUAAAUUAGAGGAAAUUGAACGGGAAACUGCGGUCAAAGAAACGUUCACAUGUGAAAACUGUGGAAAACAAUUUUCUACGUAUUUGCAUUGUUUAACGCACAUACGAUCUCAUCAAAAACAAUCCUGUCAAUUUUGUUCGAAACGUUUUCUCACGGCUAAAAUACUAAGAGAUCAUAUAAAAAUACAGCAUCCGGAAGAAUCGACUCGUUGUAACGUACCAGAAGAUCGAAUAACAACGGCAACGUCUAAAUUUGGGAGAACACGACAAGUUUUAAACAUAGCCGGAUUGAGAAGUAAAUACAGAAUGUUGUAA